GCAGCGGCCGGGGCGCGGCGGGAGCCCUCCUGAGGCCGGCGGGUCGGGUGCUCUGUGCCCAGUCGCUCGUCGCGGCCGGGCCCGCCAGCCGGGCCCACCAGCCGGGAUGCAGGCGCGCGCGGGCCCCGCGGGGGCGCAGCGCGGGCGGCGGGCGCGGGGCGGCGGGCACCGGCGGGCCCCCGGGGGCGCGGCGCUCUGGCUGCUCCUGCUGGUGCAGGUGGGGGUGCAGGCACCUUCGUGCGCCGUGGGACCCGCAGCCGCCUCGCCGCGGAGCCCGAGCGUCCGGCGUCCGCCCGGCCCCACGGAGCGGCCGGGCUGGGGGCCUGAGGGCGAGUAUGACUUGGUGUCUCCUUAUGAAGUGGACCGCAAUGGCGACUACGUGUCCCACGACGUCGCGCACCCCCAGAGGAGGAGGCGGGCACUGGCCCAGCUCAGCGCCGACCCCGACUCCCUUUACCUCCGGCUGAGAGGCUUCAGGCAUGACUUCCACAUGCAGCUGAGAGUGUCCAGCCUGCUGGUGGCCCCCGGGUUCGUAGUGCAGACCCUGGGGAAGGGCGGCGCCAAGUCGGUGCAGGCUUUCCCGCCCGAGGAUUUCUGUUUUUAUCAAGGCUCCUUAGAGUCACACAAAAAUUCCUCAGUGGCUCUUUCAACCUGCAAAGGCCUGUCGGGCAUGAUAAGAACACAAGAAGCAGAUUACUUCCUAAAGCCGCUUCCUUCCCACCUGGCAGGGAGACUCAAGGGCUCCCCGGGCGGCGGGCCUCCGUCGCACAUACUGUACAAGAGGUCAGCAGAGCUGCGGGCUCUGGGCGCCCCCCAGGUGGCGGUGGUCGCGAGGGGUCGCAAGCUGAACCAGCACCCCUUCCGCGUUGGCCGGUGGCACCUCCACAGCAGCCUGCCCCCAAGGCACCCACAGAAGCAGCAUUUCUGCGGAAGACGCAAGAAAUACAUGCCCAAGCCCCCCGGGGAAGACCUCCUCAUCCUGCCUGACGAGUACGCGUCUUGUUCACGGCACAAACGCUCUCUUCUGAAGUCCCACUGGAAUGAGGAGCUGAACGUGGAGACAUUGGUGGUGGUUGACAAAAAGAUGAUGCAGACCCACGGCCACGAAAACAUCACCACCUACGUCCUGACGAUCCUCAACAUGGUGUCUGCUUUAUUCAAAGAUGGAACAAUAGGCGGAAACAUCAACAUUGCAAUUGUCGGUCUGAUUCUACUAGAAGAAGACCAGCCAGGGCUGGUGAUAAACCAUCACGCGGACCACACCUUAAGUAGCUUCUGCCAGUGGCAGUCUGGGCUGAUGGGGAAAGAUGGAAUGCGCCAUGACCACGCCAUCCUGCUCACCGGUCUGGACAUAUGCUCCUGGAAGAAUGAGCCCUGCGAUACUCUGGGAUUUGCCCCUAUAAGUGGAAUGUGUAGCAAGUACCGCAGCUGUACUAUCAAUGAGGACACGGGCCUCGGACUGGCUUUCACCAUCGCGCAUGAGUCUGGACACAGCUUUGGCAUGGUCCAUGAUGGAGAAGGGAAUGUGUGCAAAAAGUCUGAGGGCAACAUAAUGUCUCCGACAUUGGCAGGACGCAACGGGGUCUUCUCCUGGUCACCCUGCAGCCGCCAGUACCUGCACAAAUUCUUAAGCACUGCCCAAGCUGUGUGCCUUGCUGAUCAGCCAAAGCCCAUGAGGGAAUACAAGUAUCCUGAGAAGCUGCCUGGGGAGUUAUACGAUGCAAACACGCAGUGCAAGUGGCAGUUUGGAGAGAAAGCCAAGGUCUGCAUGCUGGAUUUUAAAAAGGAUAUCUGUAAAGCCCUAUGGUGCCACCGGAUUGGAAGGAAAUGUGAGACUAAGUUCAUGCCAGCAGCAGAAGGCACUAUUUGUGGGCAUGACAUGUGGUGCCGUGGAGGACAGUGUGUGAAAUAUGGCGAUGAAGGCCCCAAGCCCACACACGGCCACUGGUCAGACUGGUCGCCCUGGUCCCCGUGCUCCCGGACCUGUGGAGGUGGUGUGUCCCACAGAGACCGCCUGUGCACAAACCCCAAACCGUCACACGGAGGGAAGUUUUGCGUGGGCUCUGCACGCAUGCUGAAGCUCUGCAACAGCCAGGCCUGUCCCCAGGGCAGUGCUGACUUCCGUGCCCUGCAGUGCGCCGAGUACAACAGCCACCGCUUCCGGGGAUGGCACUACAAGUGGAAGCCUUACACACAAGUGGCAGAUCAGGACUUAUGCAAACUCUACUGUAUCGCAGAAGGAUUUGAUUUCUUCUUUUCUUUGUCAAAUAAAGUCAAAGAUGGGACUCCAUGCUCGGAGGAUAGCCGUAAUGUUUGUAUAGAUGGGAUAUGUGAGAAAGUUGGAUGUGACAAUAUCCUUGGAUCUGAUGCUGUUGAAGACUUGUGUGGUGUGUGCAAGGGAAACAACUCAGACUGCAUGACACACAAGGGCCUCUACGCCAAGCACCAUCACACCAACCAGUAUUAUCAGAUGCUCACCAUUCCCCCGGGAGCCCGGAGUAUUCGCAUCUACGAAAUGAACAUCUCUACCUCCUACAUUUCUGCGCGCAAUGCCCUCCGAAGGUACUACCUGAAUGGACACUGGGCUGUGGACUGGCCUGGACGAUACAAGUUUUCAGGCACCACCUUCGACUACAGACGGUCCUACAAAGAGCCAGAGAGCUUGACCUCUGCCGGACCAACCAACGAAACACUGAUCGUGGAGCUGCUGUUUCAGGGAAGGAACCCAGGCAUUGCCUGGGAAUACUCGCUGCCUCGGCUGGGCAGUGAGAAGCAGCCCAGCACCCAGCCCAGCUAUACAUGGGCCGUCGUCCGCUCCCAGUGCUCUGUGUCCUGUGGAGGGGGGCACAUGACCACGAGAGAAGGCUGCUACCAGGACCUGCAGUUUCCAGUGAACAGCUCAUUCUGCAGCCCCAGCACACAGCCUGCCACAGGGGUGGUGCCCUGCAAAGUGUCUGCCUGUCCUCCCAGCUGGUCCGUGGGGAACUGGAGCACCUGCAGCCGGACGUGCGGUGGGGGCACCCAGAGGCGCCUGGUCCAGUGCACACGGCGGGCACGCUACAAAGCAGAGCGGGUCUCAGCCAGCCUGUGUCCGCAGCCUGCACCCUCCAGCCAACAGGCCUGCCACUCCCAGAACUGCCCACCUGUUUGGAGCACUGGGCCCUGGACAGAGUGCUCGCACACCUGCGGGAAGGGGUGGAGGAAGAGGACUGUGGUCUGCAAGAGUACCCAACCCGCAGCCAGGGCCCAGCUGCUGCCCCACGCCGUCUGCCGCUCAGAGCCCAAGCCCCAGACUCACGAAGCCUGUCUGCUUAAGCGCUGCCACAAGCUCAAAAAGCUGCAGUGGCUUGUGACCUCCUGGUCCCAGUGCUCUGCCACAUGUGAACGAGGGGCACAAAGGAGAUUCUUAAAAUGUGCUGAAAAGUACAUUUCCGGAAAGUACCGAGAGCUGGCCUCCAAGAAGUGCUUGCACUUGCCGCAGCCCGGGCUGGAGCUGGAACGCCCCUGCACCCUGUUUCCCUGCCCCAAGCACCGUCUGUAUGCAGCUGGAGGCCCCCCGCGUGCCAGCUGGGUUGCCUCGCCCUGGUCUCAGUGCACAGCCAGCUGUGGGGGUGGCGUGCAGACGCGGUCCGUGCGGUGCCUGGCAGGGGGCCGGCCGGCCUUGGGCUGCUUCAUUCCCCAGAAGCCUGCAGCCUCCCUGGCCUGCAACACUCACUUCUGCCCCAUCGCAGACAAGAAAGGUGCCUUCUGCCAGGACCACUUCCACUGGUGCCCCUUGGUGCCCCAGCACGGCAUGUGCAGCCACCAGUUCUACGGCGAGCAGUGCUGCAGGGCUUGCUCCACGUCCAACCUGUGAGCCCAGUCGGAGCCCCUCCCUGGGCAAAGGGGUGCCUGUUUUCAGCAUACCUGAGCUGUGCGGUCUACAUUGGCAGUAUCAUGGAAGACGGAAGACGGGGGACGGAGCCCUGUGUUAGGCUCUUGGAUAACACUGUGCAGGGUGUGGGUGUGAGCCAGGAGUGGGAGUGCAUCCCUGUGCACACAAAUGCACACUAUCAUGUUGGAUUGAAGCAUGGAUGCAGGCAGGAGGGCCCGCUCUGCAGGAGGGAGCAGUUUCCUGCAGAAAUUGCAGUUCAGCUAAAUCAAGUCAAAAAGGGUUUGCAUUUCAGCUAAAUCAAGUAAAAAAGACUGGCGGUGCUUAAACUUGCUAAAAGAUAAAUGUGUGGUGCUUUGUUCAAAGAAAGGUCAUGAAAUAGGAAUCAGUACAAAAUUAUCUACCAGAGAGUAAGCUGGCCCCCUCCCACCUUGGAGACCCCUUCCUGGUGUCAGGAAUAAACGCUUCUGCCCUGGAGAAGCAGGGCCGGGGGGCAGCGCCUGGCUCCGUCCCUACGCCUCCUCUCUCUGCCCCAGCAGCCGAGAGUUUCUCUUCACAGGGUCCUGGUGUGGGGAUGGGAGCUGAGUGUGGUCUGUGUCCUGCUGGGGAGAGGCGGGCCUCAGUGUGCUGAUCUGAGGUGUUGCUCCUGGAAAUGGGAAAAGUGAGAUCCCCCCAAGGUGCUUCUGUCCUUGCAGACCCGAGUGCUGGAGGAGAGAGUUCUGAUACUUUGUUUUAUCUUUCUCGGUUAUUUACAAGUGAGCAGUCCUGUUUAGAUGCCCUUCUAAUGCUCCUCUUCCUCACAAGUCAUAGCAGAUUUAGCGCAUUACCAGGUACACCAAACCCUGCUGUUCUUAAGAGGCCAUGGUUGGUCCUGAUGGGACAGAUGUCAGCCGACGGGAUAACCUUAGAACCCCAUGUUUUAUUUUUGUGUGUUGUGGGUUUUUUUUUAAAGCUUUGUCUGUCACUUCGGUAGUCCUUGUGAGGCCCAUCCAGGGAGAUGGCCACCCACUUCCCCAUGAAAUGCGGUGCGGCGAGCCUCCCACAUCCUCUGGGCUGCUGGGGCCGCUUUGCAUCCUCCUUCCUCACCAUGGAGCUCCAUUCAGCCUGGGCACUUGGAUAUUUAUAUUUGCUGGAGUUUUAUAAUAAAUUUUAUAUUGUACAGCAUACUUCAGAGCCACUCGUGGUUCUUCACAAGAUUUCCUUCUGAGACCUGAGGGCCGGCAUGGAGAUGGGGGAACUGGUCCCAGAGAGAAAAACCGGGCACUGGAAUCCAAUAGGAAGGACUGGAACUGGGCUGAGAAAGGGCCCCCAGGAGUGGGGGCUGCAAGGAAGACAGCUGGAAACCGGGGUGGCGGUGGCCCGAGUAGAAGUUGGCAAUGCCACUGGGGCUCCCGGGCUGGUGACCAAGUUUUUUGGGGGACUCCAUCUGCAGCCUCCCUCCUGGGGUGCAGGUAUAAUUAAAAGGCAGCCCCUGACCUUGUUGUGAUCCUUGCUUCAUUCAUCAGGGGUCACUAGAGA
Messenger RNA from Manis javanica (Malayan pangolin), 5389 nucleotides. It is a transcript of the gene ADAMTS16, whose product is annotated as ADAM metallopeptidase with thrombospondin type 1 motif 16. NCBI's taxonomy places the organism in Eukaryota, Metazoa, Chordata, Mammalia, Pholidota, Manidae. Gene Ontology annotation, molecular function: metalloendopeptidase activity. Gene Ontology annotation, biological process: proteolysis; extracellular matrix organization. The record is from RefSeq and is a predicted model, not a curated record. Gene Ontology annotation, cellular component: extracellular matrix.